This is a messenger RNA of Dreissena polymorpha, 1042 nucleotides long. RefSeq lists its product as uncharacterized. The coding region runs from base 102 to 950 and encodes 282 amino acids. The transcript has 2 exons. The record is from RefSeq and is a predicted model, not a curated record. Lineage: Eukaryota; Metazoa; Mollusca; Bivalvia; Myida; Dreissenidae.
CGUCAAAUGACGCGACGUUAAAUUACGCUACGUAAACGUUGGUUACAACGUCAAAGUAGAAAUCAAGCUAAAGCAAUAGAAACCAUGUCAACUGGUAAACCAUGGAUGCACACACACUACAGAACAUACUUCGCAGCAACUAUAACAUCAAUGAAAAGUUUCAGGCCGAGGGCAUAUUUAUGGCCCUUCAAGGCGGCACCGUGAAAGCUAAUGGUCUGUUCAGUAUCGGGAUUGGUGAAAGGUUCGUAGUCGUCGCCGGCAUCACACCCCGCGGACCGGAUAUCGACUACAAUCCGGUGUCUCUCACUCCGGUAGGUCUGUUCGGUGUCACGUACAAAAAUGUCAGCAUGAUUGUAACAAUCUCCAGUCCGCUCAAAGGAAAGAAUUUCUUUCAGUUAUGCAGCAGUAGCAAGGCCGCCGCUAUAUGGAAUGAUUUCACCACCGCCAUUGAUGACAUGUACCUGACGUCUAAAUUAAGCGGCGACAUUUGGUGCAGCGCGUCACAUAGUGCUUCAUCAUCAUCAUCAGACGCCUCUGUGGAUGUAGAACAUGCGUAUACAUAUCAGAGGGGCUUCAUAGGGCUGACCCUUCUCAAUUACAGAUGUCUGUCUCCGCAAAGGUUUCCCACGGCGGAUAGAAGCUUCAGCUCUAUUUCUUUGCCCGAUAUGGUAUGUGGAUCAAGCAAUGCCAAGCACGCGGCGUGCCGGCAGCAUGUUAAGAGAGGUCACAGUUUGGACUGUGUCGACAUGUCAUUGGACAGCUUCAUCAAUGAUUUUGAUACAAACCAAAAUGCAGCAACUCAUCAAGAAGACUUUACUGCGCCCGAUACAGUUAAUGGGCAAACUUGCGGGCAACUAACCGACGAGCGAAGGACGGAUAUGUCAAGCAAGCAGCCCAGUUUACUUGAGAGGUUCCUUCCCUUCUUUACCUGCUGCAUAAGCAAGCGUUGAUUUGUUUUAGCAUUAAUCUAUGAUAUUUUACUCGAGAAAUCACAUUUUCACAUUUUUGUUUAUAGCAAUAAAUUCCUUGUAUGAACAAAGUC